AUGGGUCGUGCUACAAAUGACCAUUUUUACGGUGAAAGUGAUCGUUGUGAUAGUUCAAAGUACCAUAAUCGUGGUACAAGUGACUGUUGCUAUAGUGCAAAGUAUCAAUUAGAACAACAAUUAAAUCAUCAUGAACUUGAACAUGAAUAUCAUAAAGAACAAUUAAAACAAUUACCAAAUCCUCAUAUCAAUGAUGAUAAACGACGCCAAGCGAAAUUUCAAGAAUUAGCAUUAGAAUAUGAACGUAAUAAACAGGUCUUAACAGCACGUAUUAAACAAUUACAAUUUUCUCAAGCACCACUUCUAGCAAAUGAAUCCUCACCACUAUCAUCUAAUUCUGAAAAAUCAUCUAUAUUAACAACAGGUGUUAUUCACCAUUCAACUAUGAUUUUAACAUCAUCAUCAAAAAAUGCUCAUGAUAUUAAAUGUAUUUGUCAUUUACUUAAACUUGAUGUUAAUUCAUUACUUGAAAAUAAUCUUGAUCCAACUGAUGUAUUUCUUCGUCAUCAAUUAGCACGUACAAUUCAAAGUAAAACUCAUUGUAAUCAAUCAGAAGAAUUAUAUUCUGAAAUGAAUACAUUUAUAUUUGUAUUAGAUGAAAAUCUUGUUGAUGAUGAUACUGUAUUAGCUGCUGCCAUAUGGAAACAUUUUUUUUAUCAUUUUCAACCAACUCCACUUGAACGUCUUGUUACAUUUGUGACAUAUAUAAGAAAAAAUAUUCGAUAUUUAGAAGAAUUACCUAAUGAAAAUUUUAUGAAAAAUGAUUAUAUCUAUUUUUUAUUAUUACACGAUGGUACUUUUGAUACAAAAUUUGUUAAUCAACGUGAUCUUGAUAUUAAAAAUAAAGCUAGAGAAUUAUUAAAAAAAUAA
Messenger RNA from Rotaria sordida, 870 nucleotides. NCBI's taxonomy places the organism in Eukaryota, Metazoa, Rotifera, Eurotatoria, Philodinida, Philodinidae. The record is from the annotation of a GenBank genome assembly.